This is a messenger RNA of Durio zibethinus, 636 nucleotides long. It is a transcript of the gene C/VIF2, whose product is annotated as cell wall / vacuolar inhibitor of fructosidase 2. Lineage: Eukaryota; Viridiplantae; Streptophyta; Magnoliopsida; Malvales; Malvaceae. Gene Ontology annotation, molecular function: enzyme inhibitor activity. The record is from RefSeq and is a predicted model, not a curated record.
CAAAUUUUGAUUAUCACCCUCUCAAAUGGGCUCUUCUUUUUUCUUUUUCAUUAUUCUUGUCUCCCCAGCAUUAACAUUAGUCAAUGGAGAUGCUGGUUUAAUCCAAAAAACUUGCAAAACCACCAAGUACUAUGACCUUUGUGUCUCCUCCCUCAAAUCCGAUCCCAGGAGCGUGAAUUCAGACACAAAGGGUUUGGCUAUGAUUAUGAUUGGAGUUGGAAUGGCUAAUGCCACAGCCACAUCAACCUUCUUAUCGUCCCGAUUGGUUAGUUCCGCAAAUGACACAAUCCUGAAGAAAGUACUGAAAGAAUGCUCCGACAAGUAUGCUCAUGCGGGCGAUGCUCUUCAAGCUUCUGUUCAAGAUUUUGUGUCGGAGGCAUAUGAUUACGCCUACAUGCAUAUAAUGGCGGCCGCCGAUUAUCCAAAUGCUUGCCAUAACGCGUUUAGAAGGUAUCCGAGGUUGAUCUAUCCGCCAGAGAUUGCGCGCAGAGAAGAUGGUUUAAAGCGUAUUUGUGAUGUGGUUUUAGGCAUUAUUGAUAAUCUUGGUUUUUAAUGUUUUAGGUUUGUCACAACCUUUUGAUGCAAAUGAAGUUAAUUUCCUUUGUUUUGAUUUGGUUGCCUUAGUUGAGUUCCAAU